Penicillium brevicompactum is the source of this 1053-nucleotide messenger RNA. RefSeq names its product zinc-dependent alcohol dehydrogenase family protein. The transcript has 4 exons. The coding region runs from base 1 to 1053 and encodes 350 amino acids. Lineage: Eukaryota; Fungi; Ascomycota; Eurotiomycetes; Eurotiales; Aspergillaceae. The record is from RefSeq and is a predicted model, not a curated record. Gene Ontology annotation, molecular function: oxidoreductase activity.
AUGUCAAGCCCCAACGUCACCCAGCGUCGCGCCUUUCGGCGCACUGACGAUUAUACUCCCGGUACCGCAAAACUCAGGCUUGUACAGGAAGCACUCCAGCUCCCCCUUGCCCCAACAUCAGUUCUGAUCAAGGUCCAUGCUGUGGCUCUCAACUACCGUGAUGCCAAUAUCGCGAAUGGAGGAAAUCCGUGGCCAAUAACCCCUCACGGCAUCUUGUGCAAUGACGCUGCAGGCGAGAUCAUUGCUAUCGGAGAUAAGGUAAAGGCCUUCGAAAUAGGUGAUCGAGUUGGGCCUAUCACGGAUACGGAAAAUGUUUCGGGACGUGAGACGAAACGGUCGUGGCUGGCAGCAGAUGAGGAUGGAGUCAUGGCGGACCAUGUAAUCUUUGACGAGCGUGUAUUGUGCAAGCUCCCAACUUAUCUUGAUUGGAUUGAUGCCUCGAUCAUACCCUGCGCUGGUGUCACCGCAUGGUCGGCCUUGAAGGGUAUGAGUAUUGGACAGACCGUAUUGAUUCAAGGAACCGGUGGUGUGAGCGUUUUUGCACUUAAACUCGCAAGAGCUGCGGGUCUUCGUGUGAUCUUGACAUCCUCAAGCGACGCAAAGCUUGAGCAAAUGAGACAAAAGUUCUCCGACCCACCAAUUCUCACUGUCAACUAUUCGAAGAUCCCAGACUGGGAUCAGGAGGUUAUGAAGCUCACUGGCGGAAAUGGUGUCGAUAUCGUUGUUGAGAACGGCGGAACCGGAUCUUUGGUCCAAAGUCUCAAGUGCACGAGACGCGGAGGUGUGGUCAGUCAGGUCGGAUAUCUUGGUAAACAAGAUCCAGCUCAUCUGCGCGAACUAGUGCCGACUAUCAUUGACCGGAGAAUCAAUCUUAGGGGCAUUAAUGCUGGCUCUAGGUUCGAUAUGGAGGACUUCUGCGCUGCUCUCGAAGCAGCACAGACACCGCUCAAUGAUCUUAUUGAUAAGGUCUUUCCCUUUGAGGAGGCUGAAGCCGCUGUCGAAUAUGUUUGGCAGGGCAAGCAGAUUGGGAAUGGAGCCAAAAGUCUUGGCUAA